Molecule: messenger RNA, 4094 nt
Organism: Diabrotica balteata
Lineage: Eukaryota; Metazoa; Arthropoda; Insecta; Coleoptera; Chrysomelidae
Source: the annotation of a GenBank genome assembly
AUUCUUAUUCACUUUUACGAUUACGAUUAUACCUAUUGUAUAUUAAUUAAUUAAACAUGGAAAUGGAAAACAAAUACAUAAAGUGCUAAAAUACUAAGAGUGGAACAACACAACAAACUGCAGAACAUUUCAGUUACAUUCCAAAAUUAUAAAGAAUGGUCUUAAAGUUUAGAUUUUCUGUAGACUAGAUCUAUUGCAAUCUGACAAGAAUGAAAAAUAAAGUUUGUAUUAAAAUAAUAAGAAAUUAUGAAAUAUCCUAUCACACCCUUGCGAUUUCUACAAAAGAAUUGGCUUUUAGUAGGUAUUUUAUGCUGUAUUUUUGUAGCUGGUAUUUACCCCAAAUUGGGAUCUAAACAAGGACCUUUACGAACGGAGUACACUGUAAAAUACGGUGCAAUAUUCAUUAUAUUUUUAGUAAGUGGUAUAUCUUUGAAAACAGAUAGCAUUUUUAAAACAUUCCAACAAUACAAGUUACAUUGUUUUAUUCAAUGUUUCACAUUUAUCUUCAUACCCAUUUAUGGAGUAAUUUUAAUUCAGUUUUUAUACAUUUUUAGAGUUCAUCCAUGGGUAUUAAAAGGAAUCACUACAGUCGCAAGUAUGCCCCCUCCUGUAUCCAGUGCUGUAAUUUUGACCAGAGCUGCACAAGGAAAUGAAACUGCAGCAUUAUUUAAUUCAAUUUUGGGCAGUUUUAUAGGUAUUAUAGUAACUCCUGUUUUAUUGCUUCUUCAGUUGGGUUCUACAACAAUAGUUCCUCUUCUAGACACUGUAUUUCAACUGGCAGUAACAGUACUUUUCCCUUUGAUGAUUGGCCAAGUUUUAAAGAAACACUACAAAUUGAAAACCCAAACGUUGCCUUUAAACACAAUCAGUCAGUGUGCUCUAUUAUUCGUUAUUUAUACUACAUUUUGUGAUACAUUUCUAGUACCAGAAACGGGACUUUCCGCUUUAGACGUACUUUUUACAAUAUUUUCAGUUCUGUUAAUGCAACUGAGUUUAAUGAUGAUCAGCUUUUCUUUAGCAAACAUGUUUAUAAAAUACUUCAAUCCGCAAGAUAUUAUAGCCAUAAUAUUUUGUUCGACGCACAAAUCUUUAACGCUAGGCAUUCCUAUUCUUCGAAUAAUGUUUCACGGAUACUCCCACUUAAGCCAAAUAAGCUUACCACUUUUGGUGUACCAUCCUACUCAGAUAAUUUUAGGUGGUUUAGUCGUUCCUCAGUUGAAAGAUUGGAUGCAUUCGCAGAGAGCAAAACGACCACCAGUGUAGAUAUCCAUAGUGAAUCAUAAAUAGAGAGCGCCGAUAAAUUAUGACGUCCCUAUAGUCCGACAAUUUUUAAUUAAAGGUGACUUAUCUACAAAUUGAUCUAAACGGUAGCGGCAACCAUGUAAAAUAUAUCAGCAGUAUUCUUACCGGGGGUCAUUUUUAUUGUGUAUGCUUCGCGCAUGUAAAUAAGUGAAAAAGUAAUGUAAAUUUUCCCCCCGUAACAAUAUAAAUUGAUGCGAUUCACGAGUGUAUAGUGAGACAAGUUCAUUGAAUAGUUUGAAAGAUUGGUAAACAUCAAUAUUUUGCUGGUCUAUAUAUAUAUAUAUAUAUAUAUAUAUAUAUAUAUAUAUAUUUACUUUCUUAGAAAUAAUGGGAAUGAGAGAAUGAUAUUUUAGUUUAUUCCUUCCAGAUUAUACAUGUGCAUAGGCGUAGUGUGUUCUAUUUCUUGGGAAUAUAUUUAUUAAAUAUACUUCAUUAUUAACUUUAAAAUAGUUUUGGGGUAAGUAAAGUAAAUUUGAGGCAAGUUUAUUCUUUUAGAAUAUGGGUUAAGAAAACAUUAACGGGCGCUCAAUAUACAAAUAGAAAUUUGACAAUUAAUUUUUUAGAUUGGAUUAAAAACACAUAAAUAAAGAAUAAUUUGCAACUCACAAGAUUUUUUUUCUCAUUUUCAAGGAAAACAGUACAAUUUUUAAUAAAGGAACAUAUUGUAUCUUAAAUGGAAAUUAAAUUUUAAGGUGAAAAUUUUCGAAACAUUCGGGAUCUAGAUGCAUUCACACCUUUUACAUAAAUAAAUAGUAUUACUUUUGUACAUCCUACAUUUUUGCGCUAUCGUUUCUUUUUGUAAUGUGGCCAAUAUUGUCGAAUCUGGUUUCAUCUGGUAAAGCAAAUUUAGAUUGACGUCCAUGUACUAAGUUUGACACUGAUGUAGCGGUUUCUUCACUAUUAUAAAUUAUAAAUACAAAUCUAUGUUGGCUCAUGCUUUCUCUUAUAAUGUGCACUUCUUUAUCCUCAUCCGUUGACUAAUGCAUAUAAACUUGAAGCAGAGUGUAAACCAGAUAAUAUACAUAUGCUAAUAUUUUUUUAAAUCUGUUAUUUAUUUCCAAAUCGUGACAGUUAUUCUGGGAUGCAUAAAUAUUUGUAAAAUAUAGAAUGCUCUCAAUUACUUUUUUAUCAAAAAGUAGUUAAAAAACUUCAAUAUAUGACUUGCCCCAUGGUUGGCUCUUAUAUUGUCUAAAUAUUAAUCAGACUGAUGUUGAAUUACUACUGAGCACGAAUGAGUAUGUUGUUACAACUUGAGACAAAAUUUGGAUUUACUAUUUUUGCCUGGUUGUUUCUUUGGACGUUUAAUUUUUGGUUCAAAGGAAUAUCAGAAUUGUCAGAAUUCCUAAUCACUUGUAUUUCAUAUGUACCGGCAAUAACCGGUUUUAUUGAUUCUUCACAAAUAAUAUUAUCAUUAAUGUCUUCUACAUCAGAAACUUUGUAAUCUAAUCUCGGCGGCAAAUAAACCACAUUAAGUGAGUCAGCAUUUUCACAAUUUGAGUCUUCUUCUAACAAAGCUAUUAACUCUUUAGUAGUUAGUGCCAUCCUCAUUUCAUAUUUCACGAAUUUAUUGAAAUAAACAAAUGUACUACUAUAUAAAUGCAUUCACAUGAUAGUUUAGCUUAUUUUAUUUUAAUUUAUGUGAACUUCCUAAUAUAUUUUUAUAUUUAUAUAAACAAAUAAACACAAGGAAACUUUCAAAUUAAUUAAAAAAAAAAAAAACAAAUAUAACGUUUACAGUACACAGUAAUUCUAUAAAUAGAGAAUGAUGUGUAAUGACAAGAUCUAUUGUUAAAAUUUCAGAUUGUUUUUAGUCUAAUGAAAAAAAUAUGUAUUUUCCAAAGUUUUCCGUUUUUUGAAGUUCUGUACUAGGUACUCUCUAAUAAGAAUAAAAUUUUACAUUAUUUUGUUAGAUAAUUAUAAGAUACCUGUUAAAAGACACAUGAUAAUAUAAUAAUUAUGUCUGUCUUACAUUUAAUUUUUACGUAAUUACUUACGUGUUUAAAUAAAUAAUUAAAUUUUGUUUUGGUACGCCUCUGCAAAAUUGAUAAGUGGAAUACGAUUUCGUUGAAAAGUUAUCGUUAAGGGCUACGUUAAGUGCGAUGUUACCAAGUAAUCACAUUCAAUUAAAAAUUAUUUUAGUAUAGUUUUAACACGGUGGGGACGUAAUAAUGUUUUAAAAUUAAAGUGUGGGUUUUGUAAUAUUUUCUUUGAAAGGUUUUUUUAAUAAUGUGUUUAGCCAUACUUAACAGACUAAUGCUUAUAUAGGAUAAUAAGAAGUAUUUUAAUUUAAUCAGAAUAAUUUUAAAAUAAGCGAACUGAAAUAUUUAGUUAAACAGUACAUAAUACUUUUCAGCUAAAUUAAAUGCUCAAAAUGCCAUCUACCGGUGUCUUGACAAUAAGCUAAUCGAUGAACAAAUUCUUGCACAUUACCAAUAACUCUCGGAGCAAUUCUAUGUCUAUUUUAUUGUUUAUCUGCAUUGAUUAUAAAUAUCACCAUAGAAAAAAAUAGGGAGGUUUAAGAUCUGGAGAUUUUGGGGACUAGUAUUGGUUUUUGUCUACUAAACCACCUCAUAAGAAAACACAGGUUUCAUCAUCAUUUUUCGUUUUCAUAUUUUAUUUAAAUUCUCGUCAUAUUUCAUAAUUUUUUCACAAUAAAACACAACGACCUUCUAUCGCAACUCUACAAAUUGGCGAACAGGUUAGAUUGUAAUAUUACUGUAAUUUAUUUUAUUAGUACAUUUAGAACUAAUUGUAUUAAUUUAUUGCAUUUAUUUAAUAAAAUAUUAUUCGGG